Messenger RNA from Solanum verrucosum, 1227 nucleotides. Its product is annotated as probable aquaporin SIP2-1. Gene Ontology annotation, molecular function: channel activity. Gene Ontology annotation, cellular component: membrane. Lineage: Eukaryota; Viridiplantae; Streptophyta; Magnoliopsida; Solanales; Solanaceae. The record is from RefSeq and is a predicted model, not a curated record. The transcript is spliced from 3 exons. Gene Ontology annotation, biological process: transmembrane transport. The coding region runs from base 205 to 927 and encodes 240 amino acids.
AAAGGGGAAUAAGAAAAAGAGAUAGUAUAUUAUAUGCGCUGAGUAAACAUUGACCUCUUUCGUAGCAAUUCCGACAAAGAUGCUGACAACAGCCACAAUAAUGAGUCUCCGACGACCGACGUCAACAUAAGUAGGGAAAAAGAAACAGAAAGCUACCCUUCCUCUGUAACUCCUUCGUCCCCAAAGAAAGAAAGAAAGGACGAAAUGGGGGUAAGCAGGAGGAGGCUUCUGAUUUCAGAUUUCAUCAUGUCUUUCAUGUGGGUUUGGUCAAGUGUGCUUAUUAAGAUGUUUGUUCAUACAAUCUUGGGUUAUGGGGCUCAUGAUCUUAAAGGUGAAAUCCUCAAACAUGCUAUUUCUGUCAUCAAUAUGUUCUUAUUUGCCUUGUUGGUUAAAGCUACCAAAGGUGGGGCAUACAACCCUCUCACUAUAUUAUCUGGUGCCAUCUCUGGGGAUCUCACCAAUUUCAUCUUCACUGUUGCUGCUAGAAUUCCUGCUCAGGUCUUUGGUUCGAUUACUGGGGUUAGAUUCAUCAUUGCGGCAUUUCCAAACAUAGGACGUGGACCUGUUUUGAGCAUUGACAUCCAUCGAGGUGCAUUGACAGAAGGAUGUUUAACAUUUGCAAUUGUUAGCAUGUCACUUGGACUUUCCAGAAGAAGUCGUGCAAGUAUUUUCAUGAAGACAUGGAUAUCCAGUCUGUCCAAACUGACUCUUCACAUUCUUGGUUCUGAUCUAACAGGGGGAUGCAUGAAUCCAGCUUCUGUGAUGGGGUGGGCUUAUGCGCGGGGUGAUCAUAUUACUAAGGAGCAUAUACAUGUUUAUUGGCUUGCUCCAAUACAAGCAACUUUGUUGGCUGUUUGGACAUUCAAUUUGCUUGUUUCCCCAUCGAAAGACGAAGAAGCAAAGAAGAGAGAGAAAAAGUCAGAAUGAUGCAUCAUUCUUUUCUGGUUCAGAAACUGCGUGUAUCAACUUGCUUCUCUUUCUUUUUAAAAACUUAAUUUGAAAAGGGUUCAGUUAAGGGAUGUAUUAUUUUGCCUUAAUAUAAUAUUAACCUCCCCCGUGUUUGAAUUCUUGAUGAAAAUCCCCUAUCUAUGUUGGUUUCUUAUGAAACAAUUAAACAACAAAAGAAGAAUAUUGUAGAGAGUGUUGUAAAUUUAUCAUAUUAGUGUGGAUGCCUGUAACUUCAACGUGUAAUUCCACCAUAAUGUGUCCUACACUUCCGUACUUCCA